Gavialis gangeticus (Gharial) is the source of this 765-nucleotide messenger RNA. RefSeq names its product ribosomal protein L39 (gene RPL39). The record is from RefSeq and is a predicted model, not a curated record. Gene Ontology annotation, biological process: translation. NCBI's taxonomy places the organism in Eukaryota, Metazoa, Chordata, Crocodylia, Gavialidae. Gene Ontology annotation, molecular function: structural constituent of ribosome. Gene Ontology annotation, cellular component: cytosolic large ribosomal subunit; ribosome. The transcript is spliced from 4 exons. The coding region runs from base 1 to 474 and encodes 157 amino acids.
AUGGCCUUAUGUGUUCUGACUGUCUGCGCAGCCAAAGAGGAUGUCUACGCAAUCCGGAAGUGCCUUCAAAGAGGAGAAGGAAUGAAGGACGAAAAGGGGGCUUCAUGCUCCGGCUCGCCCCGCGCGGGGCUGCAGAGGGCGCUGCAGCAGCGCCAGCCUCCAGCCGGGCACUGCGGUGCAGUGAGCCGAGGGGCCGCUAGGCGCCGCUGUCCCGGGCGGGCGGCACCGCCCCCCCCGGCUCCCAUCAGCCCCCGCGCCCGCGCGCCCGCACUUCCUCUCCCCGCGCCGCCAUUGCGCCGAGGCUGCCUGCGCCACAUCAUGUCGUCCCACAAGACCUUCAAAAUCAAGCGGUUCCUGGCCAAGAAGCAGAAGCAGAACCGGCCCAUCCCGCAGUGGAUCCGCAUGAAGACGGGUAACAAGAUCAGGUACAACUCCAAAAGGAGACACUGGAGAAGAACCAAACUGGGCUUGUGAAAAGAAUAGACACUCUAAUGAGAACUCUAAUGGCACAGCACUCUGUUAAUGACCACAACUUGCUAGAAAAAAAACACCGCUGACCUACUUUGAAGGCAUGAACCUUGUCAACUUUUUAAAAAACAAAAUAGUCCCAAAACAGGAUGGUCAGAGGCAUUUUGGAACCGUUACAGCUGAAAAGUGAUGCCCUGGUGUUCUAUUAGUGUUCUUUUGUUCAACGCUCAUAUACGUAGUGACUGAAUUUGUAUGGUGUCUUUACAGGUUUGUUAAUAAAUAUGAGCUUUAAUGGUU